CUUCAGUCUUGAUCUCGGAGGUAUAUCUGCUGUGGUACUGAAUGGCUACGAUGCAGUGAAAGAAUGCCUCGUUCAUCAGAGUGAAAUCUUUGCAGAUAGGCCGUCUCUUCCCUUGUUUAAGAAGCUGACAAACAUGGGAGGAAGCCUCAGUCACCUCGACAUUUUGUAGAUGCAUAUUUAGAUGAGAUGGAUUGCAGUGAAAAUGAUCCAGAAUCUACAUAUUCAAGAGAAAAUUUAAUUUUCUCUGUUGGAGAACUCAUCAUAGCUGGGACAGAAACCACAACAAACGUUUUAAGAUGGGCAGUGUUAUUUAUGGCUCUUUAUCCGAACAUUCAAGGGCAAGUUCAAAAAGAGGUGGAUCUAGUCGUUGGCCCAAACAAAAUGCCCACCUUUGAAGAGAAAUGCCAGAUGCCCUACACUGAGGCGGUUCUACACGAAGUUCUGAGGUUCUGUAACAUAGUCCCCCUAGGGAUUUUCCAUGCAACUUCCAAAGAUACUGUAGUGCGUGGCUACUCGAUUCCUGAAGGCACCACAGUCAUUACAAACCUCUACUCCGUUCACUUUGAUGAAAAGUACUGGAGCAAUCCAGAAGUGUUUUUUCCUGAGAGAUUUUUGGACAGCAAUGGGCAGUUUGUCAAGAAAGAUGCAUUUAUUCCUUUUUCACUAGGAAGAAGACAUUGUCUUGGAGAACAGCUAGCUCGAAUGGAAAUGUUCUUGUUUUUUACUUCAUUACUACAACGAUUUCACCUGCAUUUCCCUCAUGGAGUGAUUCCAGACCUCAAACCAAGAUUAGGAAUGACAUUACAACCACAGCCUUACCUCAUCUGUGCGGAGAGACGGUGAAGAGAAAGGUCAAGAUUGUCAGGUGGAGCACAGUGCUCCAAGUUGCAGCUAAAGAUCCACUUUACCUUCUAUUUCUAAACAUGUUCAUGCCAGAAAGGCAACUUAAAGGACUUGCAGAUAAAUUCUGGCUGUUUAUGCACAAGUAAAUAGUUUCUUUUUACUUGGUUUUCACAGAAAAAAGAAUGGAACCAGAAGUGUGGAACACAUCCUGUGUAAAACUGAUGUUUUCACUACACAGGUCUAUUUGGAAUCUAACUUCUGAUAUGGUUUUUAUAUAUUUAAUUACUUAGCAAGCCAUUUUACUUUGAGAGGAUAUUUUUAUAAGCAUGGAGAAUAUGGUUCAAAAUGUUUAUCCAUGGCAAUCUCAUUUACAUUAUUCUUUAUAAUUCUCCUUUAAGUUUUCAUAGCUAAAAAGGUUUAAAAGAUAUAUUUAAAUUUCUGUAACCAAGAAUAAACUAUCUUUUCCAGCCUUGACAGAUUGUCUAUUAAAGCAUUUUAAUCCUUCUUUCUCCUUGCUCUAUAUUCCUAGAUGGUCAUAAUUUUCUAGUGAAUCAGGUAACUGAAUUCACUUUCAGGAUCUUUUAUAACCUCCUUCUAAUUUAACAAAGGACAAAAAGCGUUCAAUUAUUGCCAUAAUCCUGACAAUUACAGGAAUCUUUUUUGCCGUUAUGUUGCAUUUCCAGACACGUGUCCUCCAUUGCCUCCCCACACGAAGCACUAUGUAAUGAUUAAUCUCUUCUUAAAUAGUCUGAAAAAACCCAGAGUUUAUGUUACCAGUCACAUGUAACUGUACUAUGAGUAGAGAAAAUAACCUGCUCAUUGUUCUGAUGAGAAAAGAGAGUUUUUGGGGAGGGAGGUUGGAAUAGGAUGGAGAGAAACACCUUAAAUGCAUUUUAAGCACAAAUAUUAGGUGUAGGAGCUACUCUUGACUUCUGCCAGCUUCAUCUUCUAUUCUUAACAGCUAUUGCUUUGUGGUUAUUGGUAGAUAAAGAUUCGUGUCUGCAGACCCUGCAGGAGAACCUGGUACUCUAAAUACUGCUUGUUUGGUCCCUGCCAUGUGGGGAGAGAGGGCCUCAAACAGGGUUCAGAACAAAACACACACUGAGUAAGCAGCUAUUUGAGGACAAGGCUGAGUGUUGGAACUCAGUUUUUAUACAAAUAAUGCCUCAACUUGGAGCUGCAGGAAAGUUGAAAGGCAGGAAAUGGUGUUUUUCUGCUGACCCGAUGUUUUCAGAAAUACUUCCUUUCUUUUGAAACAGCAAAAGAGAAGAAUCAGAGCUAAUACCAGUUCACUUAUAUAACAGCCUAUUGACUUCAGAUGCAGCAGGUCCAGAUUAAUUUACUCAUCUGAGGGUAGUCACACCCGCCUGUCCCACAGCAAGCAGCUCAAACACUUAUUCCUCAUGCUCUGAAGAGGGUGGGCAGGCUACUCCACUUGCUGAAUAACUAACUGCCUUUCCUAGAGAGGAUUUAAAACUCAAGAGAGGAAGGGUGGAGUCUGACUGCUGUGCACUGGGCACACUAUGAAAACCGUGAAUAAACCACUCCUAAGACACUGGCAAACAGUGGGGCUUAGGAGUCUGACUGAGGCAUUUCUGGGUACCUGCAUAAGUAGAUGUUGGGUGCUUGUGAAAUGAAAAGGUAAAAAUUGUGGAAUCUAGUGAACUGGGUGCCUUCAGUAUAAAGCAACAUUGAGGACUUCAAGCUACAGUUCUGGACUCAUGUUAAUUCUUUUUAUACCUGACCCUGUGCUCUUAAAUCAGACAGCCAGAGUUUUGUCAGUAUCUAGUCUUGCCUUCCUUCUAGGUUGCAGGAGCUCUAGGCCAUCCUUUGGUUAAAACAUGAUUCAAAUAUUGCUACUUGAAGUGUUGGGAGGAUUAAAAAACAUCAAGUUCUUGCGGGUGGCUAUGCUCAAAAUGCAGCUGGCCAGUUAUAAUUCCCUUUUGCUGAGGUAUUUUGAGAUCUAAGUCCUGACUAGUCUUUAAUCCAUUUAAUGAGAACCAUAUUGAUUAUAUGUCAUUCUGGUUUCUAAAUCAAAAUGCCUUGUAAAAGCCUCAGAAUAUCAAUCCAAACUUUUACCAUUAUCUGCCAACUUACAGUCUCGUUUAAGUAAUCAAAUACAUUUGACAAACUGUCUUUUCUAUAAAUCUUUAUCAGUUUUAGUUAUAUCUGCCAUUUCAUCCUGUAUCAACUUUUUCAUUAUUUUCCCUCUGACUUAGAAUUAUCCUAAUCAUCCAAUUUAAUAAUUUGUAAUACUGACAUAAGAAUAUUUUCCAGUCCUCUGGAAUUCUCCAUUGUAUCAACAUUCAUUAGAAAUGAAUAUCAAUAGCCAGAUGUUUGGAAUUUCCUAGUGAGUUUUCAAAGGCUAAAAUAUCUAGCAUAGAUAGCAGCUGGCUGCUAUUCAACAUUGUUUUGGAAUUAAAGGCUGAUAUAUUAACCAGUAUAUCUUUUUCUGGUGUAGAAUUUAAGGAUGAGAAAAAACAUUAAA
Molecule: messenger RNA, 3331 nt
Organism: Myiozetetes cayanensis
Lineage: Eukaryota; Metazoa; Chordata; Aves; Passeriformes; Tyrannidae
Product: vitamin D 25-hydroxylase
Exons: 4
Coding region: 187-843 (218 amino acids)
Biological process (GO): xenobiotic metabolic process
Cellular component (GO): intracellular membrane-bounded organelle; cytoplasm
Molecular function (GO): oxidoreductase activity, acting on paired donors, with incorporation or reduction of molecular oxygen, reduced flavin or flavoprotein as one donor, and incorporation of one atom of oxygen; heme binding; iron ion binding
Source: RefSeq, a predicted model, not a curated record